Dendrobium catenatum is the source of this 1998-nucleotide messenger RNA. Its product is annotated as receptor-like protein 43. The record is from RefSeq and is a predicted model, not a curated record. Bases 1 to 1998 code for a protein of 665 amino acids. Lineage: Eukaryota; Viridiplantae; Streptophyta; Magnoliopsida; Asparagales; Orchidaceae. The transcript is spliced from 6 exons. Gene Ontology annotation, molecular function: protein binding.
AUGUCACCACUUUGUGGAGUCCGCCACUGGUAUAAAAAGCUGAUUUCAAUCAACCAUGGCCAUUUGAAAUUUGACGAGUCCUCUCAAGACUUCUACAUUCUUCAAUUAAAGCUUCAUUUUUUGAGAGCUCCGAGCUUCUUCAUGGAGCUGUUUCAUUUCAAGUUCGUUGUCUUUUUCUUAGUGCUUCUCUAUUUGGAGCUUUUCUUGAUCAUGUGUGAUGCUGCUGGUCGAUGCCUUGAAGUAGAGAAUUCAGCACUUCUGCAGCUAAAUAAAGGUUUUAUCACUGGAAAUCUAGACUCAUGGCAGGUGGGAACGGAUUGCUGCUUCUGGGAGGGCGUGAUAUGUGAAGAAUAUGGAAGGAUCGUUAAGCUCAACCUAAGGUUUAGACACAUUGCUGGUAGAAUUGAUCCUAGUCUCUUCAAUCUCACAUCUUUAGACAUUCUCAUUCUUGCCGAAAAUAACUUCGAUGGAAUUCCCAUUCCGGACUUUGGAUGGGACAGGCUUGUAAAUCUUUCAAGCCUUGAUCUUUCUUAUGCUGGAUUUGUUGGAAAGGUUCCUGUUAGUAUCUCUCGCUUGAAAAAUUUGACUUUCCUCAACCUCUCCUGCAAUUAUAAGCAUUCUCUAGCUAUUAAUCCGAUGAUUUUGCAGAACAUGAGCAGUCUGAAAGUGCUUAUUCUUAAUUAUGUUAAUGUAUCAUCAUAUCGGGAUGAAUGGUGUCGUGUUCUAGUCAAUUCAACCCCUGUUCUUGAGUCGUUGAGCAUGUAUAGUUGCUCCCUCUUCGGGAAUUUACCUGAUGCAAUAGGCAACCUAAAGUUUUUAGAAUAUUUAGACCUCUCAAAUUGUCAAUUCUAUGGUACAAUGCCAUCUUCCAUUUGGAAUCUAUCAGAGCUCGAGCACUUGGAUUUAUCAUAUAACAAGUUUAAUAGAAUUGCGGGGUUGGAGUUCCCCUCCAAUACCAUUUCACAAUCUCAUUUAUUUUGGCUUUCUCUUGCAAAUAAUAACCUGACUGGAGAAAUCACACCAUUCAUCUGCAACUUAGCCCUACUCACGAUUCUUAUUUUAUCUAACAACAAGCUAACUGAUUUCUCCAACAAUAAUUUUGAAGGAGAGAUCCCUUCAAUUAUUGGGCAACUUGUCUCUCUCCAAGUACUAAACAUUUCACAAAACUAUUUGAUGGGUGAAAUUCCUAUUAAUUUAGGAAAUUUGGUACAGCUCGAGUCAUUAGAUCUUUCAAAGAAUUACCUUUCUGGUAAAAUUCCACAGAACUUUGUUUCUUUACAUUUCUUGUCAUAUUUAAACCUCUCCUACAAUAAGGCAUCCUCUGGUGCGAGCGUUUCUGGCCCUCCAGGCCGGCCGUUCUUGGAGUUUUCGAUGAUGACUCUGUCGUCAUCUAACCAGCCUCCUUCUUCUUUUGAAGAGAAAACACGCUCCUUUAAGGCUGCUGCUCUUGCAGGUGUCUCUUUGUUUUCUUCCAAACGUAAAUUUGUUCAAUCCUCGUUUAAGGGCUUCCCUGCCCUUAUUUUUGAGGAUUCGGUUGUUGAGCAGCUAGCUGCUCCGUAUGCUUUAACCUUGGUUGGUAAGUUUGUCCUUAGAAGGACUAAUCUUGAUGUGAUACAAAAAUUUUUUGUGAACCUUAAACUUUCCGGCUCUUUUCAUGUGGGUUUACUCGAUCAAAGGCAUGUUGCUAUCCAAUUGGCUAAUGAUCUUGACUAUAGUCGGAUUUUUGCUAGGCAUUUAUACUAUAUCCAGGCUUGUCAAAUGCAUAUUUUGAAAUGGACUCCAAAUUUUGAUGUUAGGGAAGAAUCUCCAAUUGCUCCUACAGACCAAGCCACUGCUUCCAUGUCUCGACCAUCUGUGGCAAGGGUUCUGGUUGAGUUGGAUGUUUCGAAUGAAGUUUGGAUUGGUUCUGAAAUGAAAGGCUAUUUUCAGAAAGUGGAGUUUGAAAAUUUGCCUAUAUUUUGCACUUUUUGCAAAAUGCAUGGGCAUGCGGUGAAUUAA